UGGGCGGUGGCGGCUGCGGGGCGCGCGGCACGCGGGGCAAGGCAACGGGGGCGCGCGAGUGGGGCCAGUGUGGGGCACGGGGGCGCGUCCACGUGGCCGGCGGGACGGUCACCCGGGAGCCGGCCGUGGCGGAGGGACAGGCCUGUCCCUGGCUCAGCUGCUGGCCAUGCCCGCUGUCUGCCUCCUCCCGCUGCUCUUCCUCACUGUGGGUGGGGGGCUGGGCAGCAGCAGGCCCUUCCGUGCCUUUGUGGUGACAGAUACUACGCUCACCCACCUGGCCGUGCACCGAGUGACUGGGGAGGUGUUUGUGGGUGCCGUGAACCGGGUCUUCAAGCUGGCACCGAAUUUGACUGAGCUGCGGGCCCAUGUCACGGGACCUGUUGAGGAUAACGCUCGCUGCUACCCGCCCCCCAGCAUGCGUGUGUGCGCCCACCACCUGGUGCCCGUGGACAACGUCAACAAGCUGCUGCUCAUAGACUACGCAGCCCGUCGCCUGGUGGCCUGUGGCAGCAUCUGGCAGGGCAUUUGUCAGUUCCUCCGUCUAGAUGAUCUCUUUAAGUUGGGCGAACCCCACCACCGCAAGGAGCACUACCUGUCUGGGGCCCAGGAGUCUGACUCUAUGGCUGGUGUCAUUGUGGAGCAGAGCCAGGGACCCAGCAAGCUGUUUGUCGGUACUGCCGUGGAUGGCAAGUCCGAGUACUUCCCCACCCUGAGCUCCCGCAAGCUCAUCGGCGAUGAGGAUAGUGCAGACAUGUUCAGUCUGGUGUACCAAGAUGAGUUCGUGUCCUCUCAGAUCAAGAUCCCCUCAGACACACUGUCCUUGUACCCUGCUUUUGACAUCUACUACAUAUAUGGCUUUGUCAGCGCCUCCUUUGUGUACUUCCUGACGCUGCAGCUGGACACCCAGCAGACCCUCCUAGACACAGCAGGCGAGAAAUUCUUCACAUCCAAGAUUGUGCGCAUGUGCGCAGGGGACUCAGAGUUCUACUCAUAUGUAGAGUUCCCCAUUGGCUGCUCCUGGCGUGGCGUGGAGUACCGCUUAGUGCAAAGCGCCCAUCUGGCCAAGCCUGGCCUGCUGCUGGCCCAGGCCCUGGGUGUGCCGGCCGACGAAGAUGUCCUUUUCACCAUCUUCUCCCAGGGUCAGAAGAACCGGGCUAGCCCACCUCGGCAGACCAUCCUCUGCCUCUUUACCCUCAGCAACAUCAAUGCCCAUAUCCGCCGCCGCAUCCAGUCCUGCUAUCGUGGGGAGGGCACGUUGGCCCUGCCCUGGCUGCUGAACAAGGAGCUGCCGUGCAUCAACACCCCCAUGCAGAUCAAUGGCAACUUCUGUGGGCUGGUGUUGAACCAGCCUUUGGGUGGCCUGCAUGUGAUCGAGGGGUUACCGCUGCUGGCUGACAGCACGGACGGCAUGGCCAGUGUGGCUGCCUACACCUACCACCAACACUCCGUGGUCUUCAUUGGCACACGCAGUGGCAACCUGAAGAAGGUGCGGGUUGAUGGCUCUCAGGAUGCUCAUCUGUACGAGACAGUCCCGGUGGUGGAUGGCAGCCCCAUACUCCGAGACCUGCUCUUCAGCCCUGAUCACCAACAUAUCUACCUCCUCAGUGAGAAGCAGGUGAGCCAACUCCCAGUGGAGACGUGUGAGCAGUAUGUGAGCUGUGCGGCCUGCCUGGGCUCGGGGGACCCGCACUGUGGUUGGUGUGUGCUGCAGCAUAGGUGCUGCCGUGAAGGAGCCUGUCCAGGUGCCUCUGCCCCCCAUGGCUUUGCGGAGGAACUAAGCAAAUGCGUACAGGUGCGGGUCCGGCCCAACAACGUGUCAGUGACAUCCCCCGCGGUGCAGCUGACUGUAGCCAUGCGCAACGUGCCAGACCUCAGUAUGGGAGUGAGCUGUGCCUUUGAGGAGGUCACGGAGAAUGAGGCUGUCCUGCUGCCCUCCGGCGAGCUGCUCUGCUCCUCGCCCUCACUCCAGGAGCUGCAGACACUUACCAGGGGACAUGGGGCCAUGCACACGGUGCGGCUGCAGCUGCUCUCCAGGGAGACGGGCACGAGGUUCGCUGGGGCUGACUUUGUCCUGUACAACUGCAGCGCUCUCCCGUCGUGCAUGUCCUGCGUUGGCAGUCCUUAUCCCUGCCACUGGUGUAAGUAUCGCCAUGUGUGUACCAGCCACCCCCACGAGUGCUCCUUCCAGGAGGGCAGGGUCCACAGCCCUGAGGGCUGCCCCGAGAUCCUGCCUCGAGGAGACCUCUUGAUUCCCGUGGGCGUCAUGCAGCCUCUAACCCUGCGGGCUAAGAACCUGCCACAGCCUCAAUCAGGCCAGAAGAACUAUGAGUGCGUGGUUCGGGUACAGGGGCGGCAACAGCGGGUGCCCGCCGUGCGUUUUAACAGCAGCAGUGUGCAGUGUCAGAAUGCCUCGUACUCCUAUGAAGGCGAUGCGCUUGGGGAUACUGAGCUGGACUUUUCUGUCGUCUGGGAUGGGGAUUUCCCCAUCGAUAAGCCUCCGAGCUUCCGAGCCCUCUUAUACAAGUGCUGGGCACAACGGCCCAGCUGUGGCCUCUGCCUCAAGGCGGAUCCCCGCUUCAACUGCGGCUGGUGCAUCUCAGAGCACAAGUGCCAGCUGCGGGCCCACUGCCCAUCUCCCAAGACAAACUGGGUGCAUACAAGCCAGAAAGGGGCCCGCUGUAGCCAUCCCCGAAUCACACAGAUCCAUCCCCUCGUGGGGCCCAAGGAGGGAGGCACCCGGGUCACCAUCGUCGGGGAGAACCUGGGCCUUGCCUCCCGAGAGGUAGGCCUGCGAGUGGCUGGUGUGCGCUGCAACUCCAUUCCUACCGAGUAUGUCAGUGCUGAGAGGAUUGUGUGUGAGAUGGAGGAGUCACUGGUGCCUAGCCCACCGCCAGGGCCCGCCGAGCUGUGUGUAGGUGACUGUUCCGCUGACUUCCGUACCCAGUCUCAGCAGCUCUACAGCUUCGUGACUCCGACAUUUGACCGUGUGAGUCCUACUCGGGGCCCGGCUUCAGGAGGCACGAGGCUCACCAUCUCUGGUAGCUCUCUGGAUGCGGGCAGCCGGGUCACAGUGACCAUGAGAGAUGGAGAGUGCCAGUUUGUGAGAAGAGAUGCGGAGGCGAUUGUGUGCAUCUCACCUGUCUCCACCCUGGGGCCCAGCCAGGUCCCCAUCAUGCUUACCAUUGACCAUGCCAACAUCUCCAGCCCAGGAGUCAUCUACACCUACACUCAGGACCCCACAGUCACGCACCUUGAGCCCACCUGGAGCAUCAUCAACGGAAGCACUGCCAUCACUGUGAGUGGGACUCACCUACUGACUGUGCAGGAGCCCCGGGUUCGGGCCAAAUACCGAGGUAUUGAGACCACCAAUACGUGCCAGGUGAUCAAUGACACUGCAAUGCUGUGCAAGGCUCCCGGCAUCUUCCUUGGGCGGCCUCAGCCAAGGGCCCAAGGCGAACACCCUGAUGAGUUUGGCUUCCUGCUGGACCACGUGCAGACGGCCCGCUCUCUCAACCGGUCGUCCUUUACUUACUACCCUGACCCCAGCUUUGAGCCACUUGGGCCCUCCGGUGUGCUGGAUGUCAAGCCUGGCUCCCAUGUAGUGCUGAAGGGCAAGAACCUGAUCCCUGCAGCAGCCGGCAGCUCCCGCCUUAACUACACAGUGCUGAUCGGAGGUCAGCCAUGCGCGCUCACAGUCUCAGACACACAACUCCUGUGCGACUCGCCCAGCCAGACAGGCCGGCAGCCUGUCAUGGUGCUGGUGGGUGGCUUGGAGUUCUGGCUGGGCACCCUGCACAUCACAGCAGAACGGGCACUGACCCUGCCAGCCAUGGUGGGGCUGGCAGUAGGCGGGGGGCUCUUGCUGUUGGCCAUCACUGCCGUGCUGGUUGCUUACAAGCGUAAGACUCAGGAUGCCGACCGCACGCUCAAGCGGCUCCAGCUGCAGAUGGACAACCUGGAGUCUCGUGUGGCCCUGGAGUGCAAAGAAGCUUUCGCAGAGCUGCAAACGGACAUCAAUGAGCUCACAAACCACAUGGAUGGGGUGCAGAUCCCUUUCCUGGAUUAUCGGACAUAUGCUGUGCGCGUGCUCUUCCCUGGCAUCGAGGCCCACCCUGUGCUCAAGGAGCUGGAUAUUCCUCCCAAUGUGGAAAAGGCCCUUCGCCUGUUUGGGCAGCUGCUACACAGCCGCGCCUUCGUGCUUACCUUCAUCCACACACUGGAGGCUCAGAGCAGCUUCUCCAUGCGUGACCGAGGCACCGUGGCUUCACUCACCAUGGUGGCCCUGCAGAGCCGGCUUGACUAUGCCACGGGGCUGCUCAAGCAGCUGCUGGCUGAUCUCAUAGAGAAAAACCUCGAGAGCAAGAACCACCCAAAGCUGCUAUUGCGCAGGACAGAGUCAGUGGCAGAGAAGAUGCUUACCAACUGGUUCACAUUCCUUCUGCAUAAAUUUCUGAAGGAAUGUGCUGGGGAGCCCCUCUUCCUGCUCUAUUGCGCCAUCAAGCAACAAAUGGAGAAAGGCCCCAUUGACGCCAUCACAGGGGAGGCCCGCUACUCGCUGAGCGAGGACAAACUCAUCCGGCAGCAGAUCGACUAUAAAACCCUGACCCUGCACUGUGUGUGCCCAGAAAGUGAGGGAAGCACUCAGGUGCCAGUGAAGGUCCUCAACUGUGACAGCAUCACCCAGGCCAAAGACAAGCUGCUGGACACCGUGUACAAAGGCAUCCCAUACUCCCAGCGCCCCAAGGCUGAGGACAUGGACUUGGAAUGGCGUCAGGGCCGCAUGGCCCGCAUCAUCCUCCAGGAUGAGGAUGUCACUACCAAGAUCGAGUGCGACUGGAAGAGGGUCAACUCACUGGCCCAUUACCAGGUGACAGAUGGUUCCAUAGUGGCACUGGUGCCCAAACAAGUAUCUGCCUAUAACAUGGCCAACUCCUUCACCUUCACCCGCUCCCUCAGCCGCUACGAGAGCUUGCUCCGCACUGCCAGCAGCCCUGAUAGCCUCCGCUCACGGGCACCCAUGAUCACACCUGACCAGGAGACUGGCACCAAACUGUGGCACCUGGUGAAGAAUCAUGACCACGCUGAUCACCGAGAAGGGGACCGGGGCAGCAAGAUGGUCUCAGAGAUCUAUCUGACAAGGCUGUUGGCCACCAAGGGCACACUGCAGAAGUUUGUGGAUGACCUCUUUGAAACUGUAUUUAGCACAGCCCACCGGGGCUCAGCCCUGCCCCUGGCCAUCAAGUACAUGUUCGACUUCCUGGAUGAGCAAGCUGACCAGCACCAGAUCAGUGACCCUGAUGUGCGCCAUACCUGGAAAAGCAACUGCCUGCCUCUGCGUUUCUGGGUGAAUGUGAUCAAGAACCCGCAGUUUGUGUUCGACAUUCACAAGAACAGCAUCACGGACGCCUGCCUGUCGGUGGUGGCCCAAACCUUCAUGGACUCGUGCUCUACCUCUGAGCACCGCUUGGGCAAGGACUCACCUUCCAACAAGCUGCUCUAUGCCAAGGACAUCCCCAACUACAAGAGCUGGGUGGAGAGGUACUACCGAGACAUCGCAAAGAUGGCAUCCAUCAGUGACCAGGACAUGGACGCCUACCUAGUGGAGCAGUCUCGCCUUCAUGCCAGUGACUUCAACGUCCUAAGCGCACUCAGUGAACUCUACUUCUAUGUCACCAAGUACCGCCAGGAGGUAUGUCCAUGCACCCAAAGGGCCUGACUUGCUUGAACCUGAGAGUAUAAGCUAGGGGCAG
This is a messenger RNA of Dipodomys ordii (Ord's kangaroo rat), 5750 nucleotides long. RefSeq names its product plexin A3 (gene Plxna3). Gene Ontology annotation, cellular component: semaphorin receptor complex. Gene Ontology annotation, molecular function: protein binding; semaphorin receptor activity. Gene Ontology annotation, biological process: semaphorin-plexin signaling pathway involved in axon guidance; negative regulation of cell adhesion; regulation of cell shape. The transcript has 32 exons. NCBI's taxonomy places the organism in Eukaryota, Metazoa, Chordata, Mammalia, Rodentia, Heteromyidae. The record is from RefSeq and is a predicted model, not a curated record. Bases 167 to 5716 code for a protein of 1849 amino acids.